This is a messenger RNA of Cinclus cinclus, 6611 nucleotides long. RefSeq names its product acyl-CoA thioesterase 9 (gene ACOT9). Gene Ontology annotation, molecular function: fatty acyl-CoA hydrolase activity. Lineage: Eukaryota; Metazoa; Chordata; Aves; Passeriformes; Cinclidae. The transcript has 15 exons. The coding region runs from base 2689 to 3843 and encodes 384 amino acids. Gene Ontology annotation, biological process: acyl-CoA metabolic process. The record is from RefSeq and is a predicted model, not a curated record. Gene Ontology annotation, cellular component: mitochondrion.
CUGGCAAGGACACUCACUUCUGGGACCAGUGCCUCUCCAGGGUUUCCUGACAUGUCUGAAGGACAGUCACCCAUUCAUGUGAAUAAUGUGCGGAACAAAUUGAGGGAUAUAGUGGGAGCAUCUACCAACUGGAGGUACAGUGUGCACUACAUGUAUUUUACUUCAUUUGUGAAACCAAGGUGGAGCUCAGGAUUGUGGUAGUGGAAGUUGCCAAAAGUUAGUUUGCUGUCAGGGGAAGAAAAAGAUCCCAUUAAAAGGUAAUUGAGACAAAGCUUCUGAAUUGGUACCUUUGUGGAUCACGAACUUCUAAGAUUUCUCUGGCAGUGACAAAAUACCUGAUCUUGGUGCUUAUGAGAUUGUCCCACUAACUUUAAAUCCAGUGGGAGUUACAAGCCGUAGAGUCUGGCUGUCAAUGCUGUGUUGCUGUUACCUCUUGAGUUAUCUCUAGGUGGAUUGCCAGCAUGGUGGAUUUAUCCUGCACUGGAUGCAGAGGCAGCUGAGCUUGUUCACUGUGUAGCAGGCUGUGUUCCAAAUGGCACCCAUAUCAUCCAUGUCUUCAGAAAAUUGUCAGUUUGGGAUUAGGGUCUCCUUAAUCAGGAAUAUUUUGAGCAUUUCCUUUGUCUGCUGUAACGUAAUUUUUGAUUAAUUUACAUAUGCUUUAAAUAACUGCUGUUUUGGCUUUAUUCAAGUUACUUUCCCUCCCCCCCAUUGUACUGAAUAACCCUCUGCUGUUGCAGUCUGGAAAAGUAAAUGUAGCAAGCAGUCUGGAGGAAUACACAUUGCAAUUUGGUUGGUCCCCUGUUUUUUGUUAAUUUUGGCUGUGUUUGCUGAGCUCUUUUCUCCCACUUUGUGCAGUGAUAGGGAAAUGAAGAGAGGCUUGCCAGGAUGAAGUCUCUGAUGUGUCCAAGCCUUCUGACUCAGUUUAUCUAAACACAACCUUAGGCAUUCUAACAAAAAUGCCUGAAUCUGGGAAGCUGAUUUUUGCUUAGUUAGAGUAGUAACUAAGUAUGAGAGGGUUUGAACUUUUCAUCAAGUCAGCUAGAAAGGGCUCUAGAAAUUGUUUAUGAAAAAGCUUUUCCCAUAUCUCAGAGUGGCUGAGCAGGAAUGAUGCCAUAUGGAAAUACCAUUUGAAAACUGAGGUUUUAGAGGAUUCUGGUCAAAUCUGAUCUUCCAUCUGUUUUUCCCCCCACUGCUCCCAUCCUGGAGGGAGGGCAGACUGGGGCCAGGAUCACCAUAGCAGUGUUUUUCUUGGACAGGUACUUCUCUCUGUACAAAAUACAGCAGAAAUAGUUUGCAGAGUAAUGAAUCCUUUAGCUACCAUGAAGAAGUGAAGCCACCGAGACCACAGAUGGGAGCGCUUGAGAGUGACGGGUUUAAUACAGAGAGGUUUAGUGGACAUGGAUUGUGUAGCCUUUGAGAGCCCACUUUAAAAACAGAGUGACAAGGAGUUGAUACAUGUGGAGACUGAAGAGCUGGGGAUUUAACUGAGUUAGGCCCCAGAACAUCUAAAGAGGACACAUCUGAGGAACAGCUUGAUAGGGGUCCUGAAAAGGGAGCUAGGGAAAGACUGAUGUACAUAUAUCUGUAAUGCUGGGAGAGAGGAAGAAUGCAUGUUGGAGGAACAUCUUUAACUAUUGAUUUUGCUAACAGGAGACCUGGUUUGUGAUUUCUCCUGUAAAGGCCAGUGGCAUUUUGUAUUCAUUGUUAAAAGGAAAUAUCUUCUUUAUGUGUUAAUUCUGGUUUUAUACUUAAAUUGUAGUUAAAACUAUCAAUCUGUUCAUUGUUAAAUAUAGUUUAGAUGGAGUUGUGGCCAUUUCAGAAAUAUAUAAACAUCCCUUAAUAUGUUUAUGGCAGGUGCUAGUUAAUAUUUAGAUGAAUUGUUGUUACUGUGUGGCUGGUACUGCAGUGUGUAACAGUAUUUGUCUGUUGAAAAAUGUUACUGCAUUGAGCCUAAUCUACAUAUUGAAGAGCACAUUCUCAAGUGGAAGUCAAGAAGAAUUCUGCUGCUGACCUCAGAGGAGCCAGGAUGGAGCUGGUGAAAAUAGAAUAUAGUUACAUUUUUAUUGUUAGGUUUCUUUAUGUUUGUAGACAAAUUUCUGAUUUACUUUCUGAUUAAUUUAUUUUAAGCCUUUCACUGAAAGAACUUGGAAAAAGCUUCUCCAAAAAGCGUGAAGAUGCAUCAUCUUGGGCCUUGCAUCUUUCUUUAGUCAACCAGUAAUAUUCCAUUGCUAUGCAGUGGCAUAACUUUAAACAUUAACCCUCUGCACGAGGUUGUUAUCCUUCUGUUUCCUCUGAACUCCAUAGUAAUCAUGUUGCCCAGAUGAGGUAAACCACAUCUUGUGUUUAAAACAAAUAAACAAAUGGAACUAACUGAAGUUUUCUGCUUGACUUUCACUCUCUUUGAUCUUGGAUUAUUUGUAUUUCCCUGAAACUUAUUAAACAGAAAAGGGGGAAUAUAAAUAUGUUGAAGCUUGACUUUCUGAAAUAAUACUCAAGCCAAGUAAGCCUUCAUAUUAAGUGGCUAAUGCCCAGAAUUCAUCCAAAGUCAAAACUCAAGACAAAAUUUCUUUUUGGUGAAAAGGUUUUCUGUUGUUUUCUUUAUUUAUUUUCUUUUUUUUUUUUUUUAAUUAAUUUUGUUAAACACAGUGUCACUGAACUCUCAGCAAUGCAGCAAGCACAAGAGAAGGAAUGGCACGCAUCCAGAAAUUUACCAUUAAGGAUCAUGUACAAGCAAUGCAAGAAAGAAAAGCUCUUCAUACUUUACUGGCAAAACAGCAGGAAGAUCUCCCUCCUAGGAGAAUGAAGGAUAGCUAUUUGGAAGUUAUUCUACCUUUAGGAAGCCAGCCUGAAAUAAGAGAAAAGUACCUGAAUGUACACAACAGUGUAAGGUUUGGAAGGAUACUUGAAGAUCUUGACAGUUUAGGAGUUCUUAUUUGCUACACUCACACCAAGCAGGAAAUGCAGCAAAGGUCACCUUUAUCCAUAGUUACAGCUCUGGUGGAUAAAAUCAAUUUGUGCCAGAAGAUUAUACAUCCAGAUUGUGACAUCAAAUUCACAGGCAAUGUUUCUUGGGUUGGGAAGACCUCCAUGGAAGUGAAGAUGCACAUGCUGCAGCUACAUGAUGGUGAUUACAGCCCUGUGUUAGAUGCAACCUUUGUCAUGGUGGCCCGGGACCCAGAGAAUAAACGGCCAGCAUUUGUUAAUCCACUCAUUCCUGAGAGCCCUGAGGAGGAAGAAAUCUUCAAGCAAGGGGAAUUGAACAAGUUGAAGAGAAUUGAAUUCAGCACUGCUUCCUUACUGAAAAUGGCUCCCACUGCAGAAGAAAGAAACAUUGUGCAUGACAUAUUCCUUAAUACACUGGACACAAGGACAGUGAGUUUCCAGAGUCGUAAAUUACCACCCAAUUCAGUGUGGAUGGAAGAUGCAAAGCUAAAAGGCCUGCAGAUUUGCCAUCCUGAGGAACGGAACAUCUUCAAUAGGAUCUUUGGGGGUUUUCUCAUGAGGAAGGCAUUUGAACUAGGAUGGGCAACUGCUUGCAGCUAUGGGGGUUCCAGACCCUUUAUUGUAUCUGUUGAUGAUAUCAUGUUUCAGAAGCCAGUUGAAGUUGGAUCUUUACUGCUGCUUUCUGGGCAGGUCUGUUACACAGAAAAAAAAUACAUCCAGAUUCGAGUACACAGUGAAGUUUACAAUGCAAAUACCAGGGAGCACCAUACUACCAAUAUUUUCCAUUUUACAUUUAUAUCAGAAAAUGAGGUCCCACAAGUUGUACCUAAGACAUAUGGAGAGUCCAUGUUGUAUUUAGAUGGGAAGCGACACUUUACUGCAGUCAUGAAGGAAAUCUGACAGGCACUGGGUGCUGCAGCAGCAGUGCAGCAGCAUGCUGUCUUGGCAAGAGCUGUCACCAGAGGUGGCUAACAGACAGGUGCUUGUAGUACUCAAAGAAAAACCCAACAACUACCCAAAACCAAACCAACCAAACCCAAACUCCACACCAAAACCUGCCUUUUCAGUACUCUUCAUGUAUUUGCAUAUAUUUGGAUUUUUAAAAAUUCUUUACUACUAGAAUUUGUUGAAAUCUUUUACAUGCCAAUGCUAGGAAAAGAGGCUGGAAAAAAUGUAGUCUUAGGCUUUGGAUAGACUCUCUUUGUCUACUUUGAGAGAUCUCAUUAUAACCUUUGCUGUCUUGUCACCAUCUGCUGCCUUUCCCUUAGAAGCUCUCCUUUGUGUUUCCCUGAUAAGGGAUAGAAGUUCUGUCAGAAAAAGGUGUGCAAUAAGUAGAUAUACACAGGUGAAACAAUUUGACCUACAUUCUUGUUUAAAAUAGCUUAAGGGUUAUAAUGCUUUUUUGAACAAGGAUGCAUGCAUCUAAGCAGCAGCAGAGGCUCAGAAGUUACUAGUGUGUGCACAAUGGGAGGCAGGUGUUUCCCAUCACCGGGGAUUUUACAAAGUUAUUGCAGCUUCUGUUUGGAUGGUUUCAUGUUCCCUUGGGAGGAAACUGAUUUUUGCAAUGAAGUGAGGUGGCUAGAUGGUAUUUUCUGGCACUCUGUUUGUUUCCUUGACAGCCUCUUCUAAUUUUUGUUUGUUUGUUUUAAUAUGUAACUGUGUGUUCCUUAGUGAAUUAUUUCUCAUGGCUUGAAGACUAGAGGUCUGAUUGGUGUGACUGGGUGGGACUGGGAAAUGUCAUUGUAGACCUGAACAUUUUGGUUUAUUAAGGACUGGGAGCAAAAAGGUAAAAUGCCAAAAUGGUAAUGGUGAUGUUUGGUGAUGCCAUUAGGGGUCCUGAGAAUCUGCGUUGAGCAACUCCCAGAUCAGCUGUUGAAUGAUGAGAGGAUCUUUAUCCCACUGAGGGGUGGUACAGCUAGAGGACUGUCUCCUCCUCAGCUGCAUUAUUUAUCUGUUCCCUUCGUGGACUGUAGUGCAGUACAAGUGUUGCAGAGCUAAAGGUUGUCAAGUUUACCUGUGAAGGACAGAGAAUUUCCCCAGCACAGAGGGGACACCAUGGUGAUCAUACUAUGGCAAAUAAAUAACAGGAACAGAGUACUUGAUACUGAAGUGUUUCCGAUGUAAUGGAAAAAGUUUUGAAUAAUCUCCAAUUUCUAGCACAUAAAGCUCAAGUUCUUGAAAUUGGGAAGCUGAGUGGAUGGGAGGCAUCAAUUUUAGCAGUGAGAAUGUCACAAGCAUGAAACUGAAUCUCUGGCUCCUUCACAUCUAGAUUGAUGUCUUAAUUGAUCAGGACACCCAAAGAGGAAUUGGGCUCAGGGCUUAAAUGGAUGAAAUGUGAUGUCCUACAAUACAUGAGAACAUAUUCUGGCUUCCCUGUGUGGUUUAAAAUCUUUGGAAAAGAGGAUGCAGCAAAUAGGAAUUAUGUCAAUCAGCACAGAUGCAUGAAGUUGAUAAGAUACAACAGCAUGUUGAGCUUUUAUUUCUGAGUAAGAAAGCCUGAGAGUCACAAUUUGGAGCAGUUUCCUUUGGUGCUGGGAUGGUGUGAAGUUCGUGACCCCUAGCAGCUCCUGUAAUUGAGCAUUGUAAUAAUCAGUGUGUUACACAUCAGCCUUGCCUUGUUAAGAUUCAGUGGCUGUAUUGGAUGAGUUAGAUGGAGGAAGCACAGGGGUGUGGCCUGAUCCAGAACAGAGUCCUGCAUUGCCUUGGUAGUUAGCUCUUGGUUCCUUCCAUAGAGUUUCUCUCUUCAGCCACACUCCAGUGCUGACCCAGCUCUUUGACAUUAAAAUCUUUUUCUUUUAUGGUUAUGAUGCUGUGGAGAUAAAUCGUAUUUUCCGGGUUUUUCCUUUUUAAAACUGACAUUAUUAGACUGAGCACACGAAAAACUGAAAUUGUAUCUCAAUCCCCCUUGUUGCGUGGAUCAAUAUUGUCUGUUUAAAAAUAAAUAGGAAGGCAGGAAGUGAAAGGAUCUAUUUCAGAACUGUGUUUUACUCCUGAGUACCUGCAGUUUUUUAUCCUUGACCCAGUGAUCCUACCCAGAUCACUUUUUUUAUAACGUAUGUAACUUAAGGGGAUACCAAAUUCAUUCUCUGCUGACUUUUCAGCUGCAUUUAAAGAUGAAUUUAUCAUCAUUUCUAAAAUCAGCCUUUGGGAAGGGGUUGGAGGGGAGAAGAAGAGGUUAUAGAAUAUGGAGGAAGGUGUGACAUCAGAACCUGUGGACUCAGUGAAGAAAAUGAAUGCCACAAAUGAAGAUGCGUAGAAUUGAUGUGUUCCCAAAGUUCAUGAUAACCUAAUCACAUACCACAAGGACAGUACUUACAGAAUGUAUGUACAGCCAUACAGAAUGUGUGUGUAUAUAUACACCUAUGUAAAAGAUACCUGCUUUUCUGUUUAUUGCUAUAUAUAUGUGCUCAUGUACUUUUUAUUCCAAGAUGGUAACUCCAAGCUGUCACCCUCUCUGGUAUCUUCGUUCAAGGUUAUGCAUGUUGCUUUGUGCCUUUAUGUGUAUGAGAGAAAAUUAUUCUCCUAUCUCACAUUUAGAAUUAAAAUAUUUCAACAUAGUAAUUCACGUGGGGUUUAUGUUGCAACUUAUAUCUGGCCUGUCACUGCUGUAGGUAACUAACCAUUACCACAGAAGCCUAAAAAAUUGCUAUAAAAUAUUUUUAUUUAUA